This is a messenger RNA of Hemicordylus capensis (graceful crag lizard), 1155 nucleotides long. Its product is annotated as troponin T, slow skeletal muscle-like. Bases 181 to 939 code for a protein of 252 amino acids. NCBI's taxonomy places the organism in Eukaryota, Metazoa, Chordata, Lepidosauria, Squamata, Cordylidae. Gene Ontology annotation, biological process: sarcomere organization; slow-twitch skeletal muscle fiber contraction; regulation of muscle contraction. The record is from RefSeq and is a predicted model, not a curated record. The transcript is spliced from 12 exons. Gene Ontology annotation, cellular component: troponin complex. Gene Ontology annotation, molecular function: troponin T binding; tropomyosin binding.
GUUACUGUGGAGGAACUGUUUGCUAAGCUGCAGAGAUCAAGCAGGGAAAUGUAAGUCUUUUACACGGAAAGCGGUUGUAUGCUUGAAAUUUUGUUGUAUGUAUGAAAAACUUGCAUACUUGGAAAAACGUCCUCGGUGGUGAGGAUUUCUGCUCAACAUGAGAGACAUAAGAGUGGUGACAUGAAGAAUGGUCCCUUUGCUGGACCAAAGAUAUAUAUCCUUAGAAGAAGGUGCCCCCCCCACCCUUCUUUUAGCCUAGAAGAAGAAUGCCCAAAACCAAGACCAGUGGUUCCUCAGUUGGCUCCUCCAAAGAUCCCUGAGGGGGAGAGAGUGGAUUUCGAUGACAUCCACCGCAAGCGUAUGGAGAAAGACCUCCUGGAAUUGCAAACCCUUAUUGACAUACACUUUGAGCAGAGGAAGAAAGAAGAGGAGGAGCUCGUUGGUCUCAUGUCAAGGAUUGAACACCGGCGGGCAGAACGUGCCGAACAGCAGCGGGUCCGAACGGAGAAGGAAAGGGAGCGGCAGGCCAAACUUGCUGAAGAAAAGAUGAGGAAGGAGGAGGAAGAGGCCAAGAAAAGGGCCGAAGAUGAUGCCAAGAAGAAGAAGGUGCUGUCCAACAUGGGAGCUCAUUUUGGUGGAUACCUGGUAAAGGCAGAGCAAAAACGUGGCAAGAGGCAAACAGGCCGUGAAAUGAAGAUCCGGAUUUUAGCAGAGAGGAGGAAACCACUGAACAUAGACAACUUAAGCGAACAGCAGCUGAGGGACAUGGCCAAGGAACUGCACGACUGGAUCAACCAGCUAGAGUCUGAGAAGUUUGACCUGAUGGAAAAAUUCAAAUAUCAGAAAUAUGAGAUCAACGUUCUUUACAACCGCAUCAGCCAUGCCCAGAAAUUCAAAAAAGGCACAGGAAAGGCUCGACUGGGUGGCCGCUGGAAGUAAAAGAGGAGAUUCCCCAACAGGCGCCCCAAUCAGGAAGCCUUCCUAGCAGCAGAAGUCAUGGUCGAUGACAUCCCCUUACUUCCCCCGCCCCAUUUUAUGUUGAAAGUUGACCGCCCUGCCCCACUCUCCUUCCCUGCCCCCAUCACGUGUGCCUGUAGCAUGUCCCGUGUCGCAAGCUGCCCUCAAUAAACCAACUUCUUCCCUCCGUGGAAUAUU